Molecule: messenger RNA, 3321 nt
Organism: Histoplasma capsulatum G186AR
Lineage: Eukaryota; Fungi; Ascomycota; Eurotiomycetes; Onygenales; Ajellomycetaceae
Product: serine/threonine-protein kinase
Exons: 3
Coding region: 1-3321 (1106 amino acids)
Biological process (GO): mitotic spindle organization; regulation of cytokinesis; protein phosphorylation
Cellular component (GO): spindle pole centrosome; spindle midzone; spindle microtubule
Molecular function (GO): protein binding; ATP binding; protein kinase activity
Source: RefSeq, a predicted model, not a curated record
AUGGAUGAGGCAACGCAGCACUCAACCCAGCCAUAUGCCGAUCCGCGGCGGAUGGGCCUCAACAACUCCGGGCUUGAUGAACACGAUGUUCCCGACAUUAUUUGUGUUUUGCAUCCUAACUCCAUGGCGGCCCACAAUGCUGUAACUGCCACUGCGCGCUUUGGCCAGCAGCAUAUCUUACAGAGGACCAAUCUUGAAUACGAAGCCGGGCUUCCCAACAGCUCUCCCGGAGACAUCGCCUUGAGGCUUUCAUCUCCUGUAAAAGAUGUGAAUAUGGGUUUUUGUUUCGGCCGCAAUCCGAAUCGUUGCGAUAUAGUCCUCGCUCGGGAUGACAGCGAAAAAAAGAUCUCAAAUGUGCACUUUCGGAUCUAUCUAACACGCGACAACAUCUUGAUGCUCCAAGACACUUCAACCAAUGGAACCCUUGUAGAUGAUAUCGUUGUUCGGAGGGAUAAUAAAAAUGGCACCUCCUCCACCCAAAUGCUUGUUCCCGGCUCUAUCAUUCAGGUGGCGAAUGAUUCAAUAGCUGGCAUCAGGUUUAUAGUCCGCAUUCCCCCCAGGGAUGGUUUUGAGCGUCAGUACACGCAGAAUGUGAUUCACUACAUGAAUCGAAUGCAAAAUGCGUGCAAGAAGGUGGGGGAUGGUGGAGGGAAGCCGAUGAAAGUCGAACCUCGUGAUGGUUAUCUUAUCGUCUCCCAGCAAGGCGGAAAUAGCCAUGGAAUGCACUGGAAUGGUGGCUCCAAAUACAACGUUACCGGACAGGUUGGGAAAGGCGCGUUUGCUACAGUGUACAAACUCGCGACAAAAAACGACGGCAUGGUCUACGCUUGCAAGGAGCUCGACAAACGGCGACUUAUGAAAAACAAUAUCUCAGAUCACAAAGUCAACAAUGAGAUGAUCAUCAUGAGUGGAUUACGACAUCCGAAUAUUGUUGAAUUCAGAGAUUACCAUGAUCACGAUAACCGCUGGAUUUACAUCAUAAUGGAAUAUGUUCCCGGUGGCGAAUUGUCCGCUUAUCUUAAUCAAUGUCAUCACCUUGCGGAAGAGCAGGUAAAAACAAUCUCUCGGCAACUUCUACAUGCCCUUCAAUAUCUCCACAGACGGAAGAUAACACAUCGGGACAUCAAGCCCGAUAAUAUAUUGAUCCAGUCGUUUGAACCCUUACAUAUUAAGCUUUCGGAUUUUGGACUCUCCAAGGUCACCCAAGAAGAAUCCUUCAUGAAAACGUUCUGUGGAACACUCUUGUAUUGCGCCCCUGAAGUUUAUCCGGAAUAUGACAACUAUAGACGAGGCGAAGCAAGAAAAAGACGACGUGCUGCUGAUCCGAUCCCUAAAACUUCCCCGUAUGACCAAUCAGUCGAUAUGUGGUCUUUUGGCGCGGUUCUAUUUCAUCUUCUCUGUGGAACUGCUCCAUACAUCGGCAGAGGGGAUGAUAGGGGUGCGACGAUGCUGCGAAGUAUCAUGACAACUGAUGCUGAUUAUGACUUGCUUCGAAAACACGGAGUGUCGGAAAAUGGCAUUAAUUUUGUUUCCAGGCUUCUUAACCGCGAUCCAAGAGCUAGACCCAAGGAGCCCGAAUGCUUUCAACAUCCGUGGAUCGCUAACGUUGAGGACGAAUUUGAUUACACAAAAUUCGACUUCCCAGAAGUUCAGGGCGUUGACACGACUUUAGCUGUCGUGGGUGAGGUCAACGAAGAUGAAGAAGCAGAACGGCUCGACGCCUCUGGCCUUCAUCUUAAUGAUAAUCUUAAUAGAGAUUUAGAUGAAGAAAUCGAAAAUCAGGAUGACGCAGAUGAAGACAAAUCAUCCACCGGCCACAAUGACGUCAAAAGACAGCGACUGUCCCAUUACCCUGAGGAUACUAGCCACCAGGUCGUGAUGGCCCAAGUUCCCGCUAUAAUCACAUAUCCUUCGUUACCGGACCUUGGUAGCUACGAUCUAGACUCGAGUUUCAAUGUCCAAGGAGCUCAGCCGCCAGAGGCACGGCUUUUUGGAGAAAUAACCGGGUCUGCUCUGCGAAGUUCUGCCUUACUCGAAAGAGAAAUAAACCGACCAGAAACGAUGUUUGACUUUCAACCUCGUUUCCAAAAUGAUGAUGGCUACGACGACCCUUCUUCAGAUAUAGAAUCUUAUGAAAGCUCCAGCAGCCUGGACAACCCAGCACUGAUGCACCAUCAACAGUUGCCUAUCGAACUGGAGCGGGGCGCAUCUGCACCAAGUCUAAUGGGUGCGGAAUCACUCGUCGGCCAAUUGCAUAUGGAAUCUCCUGAUGCCAGGUCACCAGUCUCCACAGCCCCUAAUAGCAACGAUCCAACUACCCCGGAGCCUCCAGAUGGCAAUGCACCCGCGUCCCAAAUCCAGAAACCAAGAUCCGGUGGCUACAGCGACACUAAGAGAAAAAGCUCGCGCCAAAAACCUAACGGCCUCGACUCUACUAAUCAAGCGCACCAAAGAUCGGGCGGCAAGGUAUCCUUCCCUACCCCGAAAGCUACCCCCAGAAUUCCCGCGAAUCAAUGUCGUCUUGCUAGUCAACAAACUUCGAAAUCGUUCGACCCGAAACAUCUACUCGAACUCGCGACCACUAUCGACGAGCGUACUGGAGAGGAAGUUACAGAAUCUGAUGGCUCGAUUGGUCCUCACGAGGCUGGCGAGGUGAACACGCAACCCACUCCAAAGGCCAAGGUUCCCGUAAAUGUAAUGAAUCUCACUCCACCCUUUGGAACGCUCGUAUCACUACCUGGUUCUAUCGCCGAUAUUGCCCUCCACCUCGAAUCACGCAUGACAUCAUGGGGCCGAGGGCCAAGGGUAAAUGUGCGUUACUCCGAUCCCAUGGACAGCCGAAUACCGGCGUAUGCACUCGAACUCACAUUCUGGGCACCGUCGAUCGAAUCUCGCAUCGCUGCGGGAGAAGACUGGACAAAGAUUCCCGGUGUGAUGGCCAUACUCUCCACGAAGGCGAGCAAUUGCAUCUGGGUUAAUGACGUGGAGCUGCGUAAGGAAACACCGGCGAAGGAUGCACGCCUCUUCGGAAAACUUUACACCGGCGAUAUAAUCACGGUAUUUAGAGACCGUGAACGCUAUCUGCGCUUUCGAUGCGAGUUUUAUCAUGGGGAAAGCAUAAAGCAGCGACCGCUGGAGGAGAAAGGGUUCAUUAUUCAAACGGCGAAAUAUUCGAAAAGUAGAAGCAGGGAAGAGGAGAAUUUGAAGACUUUACAGGGUACUACAGGCGACGCUAGCACGACAGCGGCCACCAUAGCUCCAGAGGGGGACGGAAUAAAUAGUGUGGAUUGGAAAGGCAAAGGAGAGAGCAGGAACUCAUAG